This is a messenger RNA of Parnassius mnemosyne (clouded apollo), 822 nucleotides long. Lineage: Eukaryota; Metazoa; Arthropoda; Insecta; Lepidoptera; Papilionidae. The record is from the annotation of a GenBank genome assembly.
AUGGUGUACGAUUUAAACGGUAAGGUAGUUUUGAUAACAGGAGGUGCUGAAGGGAUCGGCGCGGGCGUGGUGCGAUGUUUGCUCGAAGAAAACGUACAGCACGUUGCAAUUUUGGAUGUCGCAGUAGAUUUAGGAACAGCUUUACAAAAUGAUUUGAAUAACAAAUACGGUAAAAAUAAAGUAAAAUUUUUCAAAUGCGACGUGACUAAUGAGGAUGAGUUGUUUGGAGCCUUUGCAGCUACCCGGGACGCACACGGAUAUAUAGAUGUGGUCAUUAACAAUGCCGCUAUAAUGAACGACACUCAGCGUUGUUAUAAAAAAGAAAUAGAAAUUAAUUUUACUGCUUUAGUUACUAGCACUUUAAAGGCUCUUGAGCUGAUGCGGAAAGACAAGGACGGCAAAGGCGGCGCUAUCAUAAACAUGUCAUCUGUGGCAGCCUUGGAACAGUCUCCAAUGUUACCCAUUUAUUACGGAACAAAGAGUGCUGUACUUCAGUUUAGUUGCUGUCUUGGUUUGCCAGAUUAUUACGACAGGACGGGUGUACGGAUGAUUACAAUGUGUUUCGGCAAAACAGACACCGCCCUUUUGUCUGAGAAAAAAAUUGCUACCUUUGACGAGGUCAUUGAAAAGAAUCUUCAAAAGUAUUUGGGAGCAUUCCAAGGGCAAAAAGUAGAAUCAGCAGCGCGUGCAGUGGUGCAGGCCUGCAAGCUGGGUGAAAGCGGCAGUGUGUGGUUCUCAGGCAAGGAUAAACCGGUGAAAGAUGUUACCGAUUUUGUUAAGGAAGCCUACGGAAUCAUGACGAAAGGUGCCGAUAUGAUGUAG